CGUUGGCCCCUUACCUUAGAGAAGAAAAACUAAACAAAAAACCAAACCAAUAAUCUGCAGAGGAAGAGAGAGAGAGUGUGUGUGGAGACAUGGCAGGGAUAACAUUUUGUCACCACUUAGCCUUCUCCUCUCAGAGCAACUUGAGUCCAUCUUGGUUGAUCAUCGGAGCGACAAAGAGGCCACAACUGCACGUAAAAAGAUCGGUGACCAAGGCCGAAGUGAGCUUCGUGGACUCUGAUGAGGCGAAGAAGCUGAUAGCGGUCGAUGGCUACGCGGUUAUAGACGUUCGCGACAGAACUCAGUUUGAGAGAGCACACAUAAAGAACUGCUAUCACGUCCCGUUGUUCAUUCAGAACAACGACAACGAUUUAGGAACGAUAAUAAAGAGAAGCGUGCACAACAAUUUCUCAGGCUUGUUUUUCGGGUUGCCUUUCACUAAGCCUAAUCCGGAAUUCGUUGAAUCUGUCAAGAACCAGUUCUCAUCUGAGAGCAGCAAGCUGCUGCUUGUUUGUCAAGAGGGGCUCAGGUCUGCUGCUGCUGCCUACAAAUUGGAGGAAGCUGGUUAUCAGAACAUAGCGUGCAUAACAUCUGGGCUACAAUCUGUAAAACCUGGUACAUUCGAUGCCAUUGGUUCAACGGAGCUGCAAGAUGCGGGGAAGGCUGGUCUGAUUCAAGUUCAAGGCAAAAUCUCAGCAGUGCUGGGGACUGUUCUCAUCUGUGCAUUUCUGUUCAUUACAUUCUUCCCUGACCAAGCAGAGAAGCUGUUCCAGCUAGCCCCGACAAGCUAAAAGCUCGAGCUCAGUUUGUUUCUUCCUCGGGUAAAAGAAAGCUAAAGGGGAGAGUAUCGAUAGCAUGAUAUCAAGGAAGAAUUAGAAGCUAAGUGGAAGACAAAGAAGGAAAGAAAAAAAGAGAUUAUAUAGAAACAGAAAGGAAGCAUGAUAAAUAGAAUCAAUUAGAGCUUAUAGAUUCAUUCAUGGAUGUGUAAUGUAUUGCAGUAGUUCAGUUCAUUCUUCUUGACUGUAAUUCUACAUCUUUAUUUCAUCCGUCGAAUUUACAUAAUACAAUUUGUCUUUAAUUUUGAGUAGCAA
Molecule: messenger RNA, 1088 nt
Organism: Salvia splendens (bonfire salvia)
Lineage: Eukaryota; Viridiplantae; Streptophyta; Magnoliopsida; Lamiales; Lamiaceae
Product: rhodanese-like domain-containing protein 9, chloroplastic
Exons: 7
Coding region: 90-788 (232 amino acids)
Cellular component (GO): chloroplast
Source: RefSeq, a predicted model, not a curated record